Perognathus longimembris pacificus (Pacific pocket mouse) is the source of this 7392-nucleotide messenger RNA. RefSeq names its product sterile alpha motif domain containing 4A (gene Samd4a). Gene Ontology annotation, cellular component: P-body. The record is from RefSeq and is a predicted model, not a curated record. The transcript has 13 exons. NCBI's taxonomy places the organism in Eukaryota, Metazoa, Chordata, Mammalia, Rodentia, Heteromyidae. Gene Ontology annotation, molecular function: mRNA binding; protein binding; translation repressor activity. Gene Ontology annotation, biological process: negative regulation of translation; regulation of mRNA stability; nuclear-transcribed mRNA poly(A) tail shortening. The coding region runs from base 754 to 2907 and encodes 717 amino acids.
CCCCUCCCCAGCCCGGGCGCUCCCUGCCAAGCCCAUGAUGUAAUGGUGUAUGUUAAUCAGUAGCAUGUGGGGAGCUCCGGCUCGGGCGGCUCAGUCCUCCGCGAGCCGACACUGGAGGCAGCAGCAGCCACAGCAGCGGCGGCGGCGGCAGCGCCCCGAUCCCGCCUCGCCGUACUCUACCAGGGCCGCCCGCCCCGACGGCAUGGCCCGCAGGCUGCGCUCCGGGCGCCCCCAACCCCGCUGAGAGCCGCCGCGGCCCGGACCCGCGCGCACUGGGCCCCGAGCCGCCGGGAUGUGCCGCGCCAAGUGGUGAUCGACGCUCGGGAAUGCGGGUGUGAAAGGUCCGAACAGCCGCCCCAGCGGGGAGGAGACCCCGGGACGCCGGAAAUCGCCAUCCCGAAGCUGCGAGAAGGGGGGAAAAAGAGAGCAUUCUUCAUUCAGUUGUGUGCCUUGUAAGGGAUAUACACAUUUUUUUUUAGGAAAAAAAAAUCAGUUUUUUUUUUCUUAUAAAGAAACAUUUCCGUGCUACUGUCUGUCAUCGUCUCUGAGGGAAAUCAGCCAGAAUCACCGGAACGUAACUGCAAGCGGACGGGAGAGGCCGGAGCCUAGCCAGUACCUGCCGCGUCCCGGCGCCGGAGCCACCUUGGAACGGGAACGCGUCUCCGGCGGCCACGGGGCUGCGGCUCUGCCAAACUUUGGGGCGGGCGGGAGUACCGAGGGGGCUUUGAAUAGACGGAGGGCGGCCCCCUAACCAUGAUGUUUCGCGACCAGGUCGGGGUGCUGGCGGGCUGGUUUAAGGGCUGGAACGAGUGCGAGCAGACUGUUGCGCUGCUAUCGCUGCUGAAGCGCGUGAGCCAGACCCAGGCUCGCUUCCUCCAGCUCUGCCUGGAGCACUCGCUGGCCGACUGCACCGAGCUACACGUCUUGGAAGGCGAGGCCAACAGCCCGGGAAUCAUUAACCAAUGGCAACAGGAAUCCAAGGAUAAAGUGAUUUCCCUCCUGUUAACUCACCUGCCUUUGCUGAAGCCAGGAAACCUUGACGCAAAAGUAGAGUAUAUGAAACUGCUGCCCCAAAUCCUGGCUCACUCAAUUGAACACAACCAGCAUAUUGAGGAGAGCAGGCAGCUGCUGUCCUAUGCUUUGAUCCACCCAGCCACAUCGCUGGAAGACCGCAGUGCUCUGGCCAUGUGGCUGAAUCACUUGGAGGACCGCACAUCUACCAGCUUUGGCAGCCAGAACCGUGGCCGUUCGGACUCUGUGGAUUAUGGACAGACGCACUACUAUCACCAAAGACAGAACACCGAUGACAAGCUCAACGGGUGGCAGAACUCUCGGGAUUCUGGGAUUUGCAUCAAUGCCUCCAGCUGGCAGGACAAAAGCCUGGGGUGUGAGAAUGGUCACGUGCCCCUCUACUCCUCCUCAUCCGUCCCCACCACAAUCAAUACAAUUGGAACCAGCACAAGUACAAUUCUCUCAGGCCAGGCACACCACAGCCCUUUGAAACGAUCUGUGUCCCUUACCCCACCCAUGAAUGUGCCAAACCAGCCUCUAGGACAUGGAUGGAUGUCUCAUGAGGACUUACGAGCUAGAGGACCCCAGUGCCUCCCAUCCGAUCAUGCCCCCCUGUCUCCACAAAGCAGUGUAGCCUCUUCAGGAAGUGGAGGGAGUGAACACUUAGAAGAUCAGACCACUGCUCGUAACACAUUCCAAGAAGAAGGUAGUGGUAUGAAAGAUGUUCCAGCCUGGUUAAAAAGCCUCCGCCUGCACAAGUACGCUGCGCUUUUCUCCCAGAUGACCUAUGAGGAAAUGAUGGCCCUCACUGAGUGCCAGCUGGAAGCUCAGAACGUUACCAAAGGUGCAAGACACAAAAUUGUCAUCAGUAUUCAGAAGCUCAAAGAAAGACAGAACCUCCUGAAGUCUUUGGAAAGGGAUAUAAUUGAGGGGGGAAGCCUGCGCAUCCCCCUCCAGGAGCUCCACCAGAUGAUCCUGACGCCCAUCAAGGCCUACAGCUCCCCGAACGCCACCCCGGAGGCUCGCCACCAGGAGCCACCGGUGCCGCACCAGCCUUCGCUGAUGGGGCCUGAAAGCCAGGGCCCUGACUGCAAGGACGGCCCGGUGGCCAGCGCCUCGGCCAGCGCCGCUGCGGGGGCCAGUGGCGGGCUGCAGCCGCACCCGCUGAGCAGCUGCGAUGGGGAGUUGGCGGUGGCCCCCCUGCCGGAGGGGGACCUGCCUGGGCAGUUCACCCGCGUCAUGGGAAAAGUGUGCACACAGCUCUUGGUCUCCAGACCUGAUGAGGAAAAUAUAAGUUCCUAUUUACAGCUCAUAGACAAGUGUCUCAUUCAUGAGGCAUUUACAGAGACGCAGAAAAAAAGAUUGUUGUCAUGGAAACAGCAGGUGCAGAAGCUCUUUCGGUCCUUCCCUCGGAAAACCCUUCUAGACAUAUCAGGAUAUCGACAGCAAAGAAAUCGAAGCUUUGGGCAAUCUAACUCCCUCCCAACGGCCGGCUCUGUGGGCGGUGGCAUGGGCAGACGGAACCCACGCCAGUAUCAGAUCCCUUCUCGCAAUGUCCCCUCUGCCCGCCUGGGUCUCUUGGGCACCAGUGGAUUUGUCAGCUCCAACCAGCGCCACGCCACAGCCAACCCCACCAUCAUGAAGCAAGGAAGACAGAACCUGUGGUUCGCAAACCCAGGGGGCAGCAACAGCAUGCCCAGCCGCACGCACAGCACCGUGCAGAGGACCCGCUCGCUGCCCGUGCACACUUCGCCACAGAACAUGCUGAUGUUCCAGCAGCCAGAAUUCCAGCUUCCUGUGACUGAACCUGACAUCAAUAAUCGGCUGGAGUCCCUGUGCCUCAGUAUGACCGAGCACGCCCUGGGAGACGGGGUUGACCGGACCUCCACAAUCUAGAAGCUGAAGAUGAGAGUGACCGCGCUGGCCGUGAAAUCGACUGCUGCGGGCCCAGUGUCAGACAUCUUCAGGGUUGCAUAGAAUCCUCCAAGAUACUUUGCAGUCUUUUCCCCCCGGUCCCUCGCCCGUUUUGAUUUUGUGAGAGCGUAGGUCAUCCUUGUAAACAUAUCAGUAGACCUGGGAUUGGUGAUGUUGUCAUUUGUCUCUGUCAUGGGAUGGUUUGGUGUGCAGGGUGGGAGGGGUCUCUAGGGAAAUAUGGGCCUGGGAGGGAGGGGAGUUGAGGGAUGCAAGUGACUUCCUGGCUGGAAAAAGAGGAAAGGAGAUUCCUGCCAUGAAAGAAGUACAAGAGGCAGGAAAGAGGCAGAAGCUCCAGCCCUGAGGAGUCUUCUCAGAGAGCCUGAGUUCACUGUCAGGCCACAGAAGAUGGAUAUGUGCGACCAAAGCAAUAUGGCGGCUCAUCUUGAGUAUGUCUCCCCUGAUGGAAUGUCCCAGAGGCCUCUGCUUUGAAAGAGCUGCCGGAGAGGGCUACAUGGCAACAGGAGCAAGAAGGAAGAAAUUCCCUCCAGCAAAAUUUCAGAUAAACUUUUGAUUUGUGUAUUGUUUACAUAAGAACUUUAAAGGGUACAUACUAUGUAAAGAAUUUGGGUAGAACUUCUCUUCCUACUAUGGUUUUUGUAAAGGGGUUAUUGUUAUGGAUUCAUUUUCUCUCUCUCUCUAUUUUUAUAAUAGCAGCAGGGUUGUGUUUUCAAACAGCUGCCAAGCAAGCACUGCUUCUUAGGAAGGUGGAUGCAGUCACGUAGGUCUGAGUAGUUGUCUUUCACUUUUAGGUGGAGGAGGACAUGGGCAGAGUUGAAGGAUGAGGAUGGUGUAGCUAUGCUAGGGCAUAGCACUAGGCAAGCACACAAGAAUGACAGCACCAUGUGACCAGUGAUGGAUUUGCUCACAGAUCACCCAGUGAUUCCAAACUAAGCUUGUGGUCUCUUUCUGGGCUGGAUUUGCUUUUUAUCCAAAGACCUGUCUUCCUUUCCACCUGAUCCAGGGGUUUCAUCCCUAGCCCUCCUGGUCUUGCUCUAAAGUCACCAGGUGGGUACAGGUUCCACUGAGUGAAGAAAGAUAAGGAUGGAUGGUUUUUCCUUACAAAGAGGUCUCAUCCCCAGAUAAUGAGCUCCAAACAUAGUGGUGUGGCUCACAGGAAUCUGAGCUUUUUUGGACUCUACUCCCUUCACUCAGUCCCUGCUUGAGGAAGGCAGAAAGGCCCAAGAACCGUGUAUCAAGGAUUAGUAAGUGUCAGAGAGCAGGUGGAGAGGUGCUGGGUUCACCCAGUGGGAAAAAGCAGAGGGAUAGUUAAUGUCAUGAUAGAAACAAUGGCUCUAUGCAAUGCAGCGUAAGUCAGCAACUUACUCUGUUGUUGGCUAAUUUCUCUCUCCAUACAGAAGGGAGAAAAAAAAGGCAAUCAUUACACAGUGAGAGAUUAACAAACUAUGGUACCACAGCGUAAUAGCUGUAUUUCUUAAGUGCAAGAAAGACAGUGUUUUGGAAUUUGAUGCAAUGGCGGGUAUUAGAGGAAAUCAGAAAGGAAUUUUGCUAUGCACUGGAAAAUGGGGUUGUGUAAAUGAUGGUGUAAAUGUCAGCCAGAAGCCAGCGCAGGCUUGUUUAUCAAGUGGGAAAGAUUGGUCCCCCUUUUCUUUAAAAUGGAGUUAGAGUUAAAAUUAAAGAGAUCCGACCAUGAAAAUGACUGUGCUUAAUUAUGGUGGAUUUUUUUUCUCAACUUAUGAUAGAUUAAGAUAUAACCCCAUCGUAAGUUGAGGAGCAUCUGUAAAAGAAGACAUACAUUAUAUUCAUGGAUUCAGAGAUUUAAGACUCCCCCCCAUCCUUUGGUCAUAUUGAACCUUUAUGGUGGAUUUUUUUUAAAGUUAAUGAAGAGCACACCAAUUUAAAGGGCCUUAAUAAAACCCAAAUGAUUUUCUUUUACCUUUAAGAUUAAAAAUGUACAUGGAGCAACAGUCUUCGAUGCUGAGUAAGGUGGUCAAGUCUUUUUGCAGUUCAAAAAAGCUGAAGAUACCUUAACUAGAUAGAGCCUUUCCUGAGCACUGAAAGCUUGAACCUAUGACUUCAUGCAACACAUUGAAAAUGAAGAAAGAAAAAGGUUCAGACCUUUCUUUGGGUGUCUCCAUCCUGAAGAUGCAAAUCCACAUUCAGAAAGAGGCAGUGUUUUUCACUUGACUCUUUUAAACUAAGUGCCAUUAACAUCCAUCUCCCAUAUCCUUUUUUGUAAACAAGCUCAUGUUGAGGAAUGUGCUGGGAUGGGUGGUCACAGGUGACAGGCGGGAAGAGCACAAUGUUGGUAGGCCGAAGGUGAGGCCAGAAGGAUUGAGGAUGUAUUUGGAGGGCUGCAGAGAGAGUUAAUCAAGAGGAGAGAAACAAUAGUAUUACAUGUCUCAUAGAGAGAGGAGAAAGCAUUGUGAUCUGCUGCAAAACAUGCAUCCAUAAGUGACUCAAGUUAUUCAGAAAACAGAUUGUGAACACAAUCACAUUAGCAUGAAUCCUUUAAAAGGACGAAAACCUUAAAGUAUUUGCAAAUCUGAAUUUCUAUUUAUUCCUUCACUGAACAUAGAAACAAUGGUUAUCCGAUUAUUACAGAUAUUAUUUUGGAUAUGUUACUUAUCGCUAUGGCUGGUAACCAUGAUAAAGUCUGAUAUUAAUAACAACACAAUUCUUUUUUUAAAAAACAAAAAAAGAAGAAAAGCUUAUUUUUCAUGAACUGUGUAGAGAUUUGUCUACUUAGUUGUUUUGCUAGAUUAGUGUUUUCAUUUUCGUUGUUUAUUAGAUUGGAUCUUCUGAUGAAUUUUUAGGAGCCUGUCCUUACCGUUGUUGAGUCCUGUGUUGACUGCAGGCAAUACAGCUCAAUUAAAAGAAUAAAACUCCUAAAUCAAAAGAAUUUUAUUUAUAAAAGAGUCAAACAGUUGCAUGCGUAAAGCUGUGGAGUCAAAUAUUUAGUAAUUCAGCGGCAGUGCCUUUUUUUGUAUUUAUCCAUUGACCUCCCCUCCCCCACCAAAAUGCAACUGUUUUAUAUUAAGUAAAUAGUCAACAGUUUAAAAAAAAAAGUCUCAGAGUAAAAUAUAUUUCACUACAUGAGUCUCCCCCCAACACGCACAUGUAGUUCUGAUUUAAGCAGUGUGUACUUGACAUGUCGGCGCUGUCCCAGGGACAGUGGUCUUACAAUAGUCUUUUCAUGUAUGAUGUUUCAUUGGUGCUUUUUAUUCAUAGUGGUUUCUCAUGAGAAACAGUAGGAGGAAACACAGGAACUGUGUACAAGACAGGAACUAUUGCUGCUCGUAUGUAUUGUUUUUUUUCCACAUGCUUUUGAAUUUAAUAUUUUUUUCCAACAAGAGCCAGCAAGCGACAUAGACACUGCUGGGUCUGCGUGCGGAGGGCUGCUGCUUGCACCUAGUUCUCAGAUCCUGGGUACCAAGGGGUCCCUUUUUGGAGCCUCCAGCUGGGCUCCAUCUCCCAUUCAUUUGAAGCGACACUGAGGGAAACCACGUUUUCUUUUGAGGUGUUGCUGGCUGCCUCUUACAGAAUGGGAGCUUUCUCCAGGUCUUUUGUUUUUCUGCACUUCUUGCAGCUACAGCAGCCAGGAGGUGUGUCAAUGUGUCGCCCGCAGAGCCUGCUCUGAGGGCUGAGCUGGGCUCCCUGCAUGGGCUUGCCUCCAGAAAGGCAGAGAGAGGAGGACCCGUGGCCCACUGGAUGGCGCCUCUGCUGCUGCCUGAGUAAGGGAAGCCAUGUAACCCGGGUGACUGGGUGUGCCUGUUACAAGCAGAAGCUGCAGAAAGAUCAUUUGCACAUGGAGCUAUGAUAACACUAAUGGUUUUUUCUUUUCUUUUUUAUAAGUCAUGAGAGAUGUUUGCAAAGUGAGUUUUAUUUUUUGUAAUUCCUUUAUCUUUACUUAAAGGUGAAUGUCUAUUCCUCUGGGAGGAAUUGGAAGAAAACAGGAAUGUUAAUAAUGUCAAACAGAAGACUUCCUCCCUUAUUAAUAUAUAACCCUCCAUGUAUUUAUGCCUAAUGUAAGCUGACUUUUAAAAAGCUUUUCUUUUGUUGCAUGCUUCGUGCAGGCAUCUAUGUUGUACAUGCAUGCGUGCCUUUCGUCCUGUUUUCCUGUAUAAAGUUAGUGACAAAAGAAAUAUUUUUGCCUAGUUCAUGUUGCCAAGCAAUGCAUAUUUUUUAAAUUUGUCAUAUAUGGAAAGAGCAUGUUUGUUACAUGUAAAAGCUUUACUGAUAUACAGAUAUACUAAUGUUUGAAGAUGCCAUUCUUUGCAAGUGUACAGUUUUCAAAUGUUGUUACCAGUGAAACACCCUUGUGGUUAAACUUGCUACAAUGUAUUUAUUACUCAUUUCCUCCCAUGUAACUAAGAAUCAUGGCUAUAUUUCAUAUCAACAUUAUAUUGAAAGUGAAGGGAAAUGAUUAAUACAAGGUUUUGUAACAUU